UAACAGGAAGCUUUCUUGUUUCCUACAGAUGUUUCUGAAGGCCAUGUCUCACAAGUCCUUGGCAACUUUUGCUUGCCGCAACUAUGGAGUUUCUGCAGUUUGUUUGCAAAAAGCUGUUGAUCCCAUCCAACAACUUUUUGUUGAUAAAGUCAGAGAAUAUGGCCAGAAGAGCAAGUCGAGUGGAGGUAAGCUGGUGGACUCGACCCCUCAGGUGGAGAAGCAGCUGCAGCAGGAGCUCGACAAGGUUGCCAAGCAGUAUGGUGGGGGCGCCGGCACCGACAUGACCAAGUUUCCUUCUUUUAAAUUUGAAGAGCCGGUGAUUGACGGACAAAUCAGUCAAGCCUAGACGCGCCAAGCAAAGCUUGUACAUAACGUGUGCCCUCGUCAAAUUCAUCAAGUUUAACACACGUAAUUCAUCACAAAUUACUGUGGCUGUUAUUUGUUUAAUAUAAUAGUUAUAUA
This is a messenger RNA of Hyalella azteca, 462 nucleotides long. Its product is annotated as ATP synthase-coupling factor 6, mitochondrial. Gene Ontology annotation, molecular function: proton transmembrane transporter activity. The record is from RefSeq and is a predicted model, not a curated record. Lineage: Eukaryota; Metazoa; Arthropoda; Malacostraca; Amphipoda; Hyalellidae. The transcript is spliced from 3 exons. The coding region runs from base 29 to 346 and encodes 105 amino acids. Gene Ontology annotation, biological process: proton motive force-driven ATP synthesis.